CCAACCCGUUAGGCCAAACUCACCACCGCCGCCCGUCCACAUCUUUCUCCUCUGCGUCCGGUCGAGCAUACGAGAAAAACAAUAUAAUAUAGUCGCUUCCCGCCACCAUGCGAUUCUCCGCCACCACGCUCCUCAUCACGGCGCUGGGAUGGAUCACCGCCGUGACCGCCCACAACAUCCAACUCAAGGCUCACUCGCGAGAAUGUUUCCACGAAUCGCUGCACAAGGAUGAUCGCAUGACGGUGACCUUCCAGGUCGGGGAUCGGGAAUUCGGCGGAAGUGGCAACUUGGAGAUUGAUUUCUGGGUCGAGGACCCCUCCAGUAACCGCCAGUACUACCGACAAGCCAUUUCGUCCGAAGAUUACUCGUUCGACGCCCACUCCGACGGCAAGUACGUCUACUGCUUUAGCAACGAGGGCUGGACCUCCAACUCCAAGGAAGUGUCUUUCAACGUCCAUGGAAUCGUGUACGUCCCGGAGUCGGAAAUGGAGCAGGAUCCUCUGGAGACCGAAGGUAAGAAGAACAGAUCCGGGGGAAGGAAAUCUUCCAACGGCAAGCAGCAAUGGAAGCAGCAUUGGCUAACGGAUCUUUCGCCAGUUCGUCGACUUUCGGAGGCAUUGGCCCAGGUCAAGGAUGAGCAGUCUUAUAUCGUGGUGCGAGAGCGCGUGCACCGGAACACGGCGGAGAGCACCAACGCCCGAGUCAAGUGGUGGAGUAUCUUUCAGCUUGCGGUGCUCAUUGGCGAGGGUAUUUUCCAGGUGUGGUGGUUGAAGAGAUUCUUCGAGGUGAGUGACCCUGGGGGUUUUGCCUUCGUGAUGCGGACGUAUGGCUAACAUUUUCCUUACAGGUUAAGCGUGUGGUCUAAUGU
Aspergillus melleus is the source of this 868-nucleotide messenger RNA. It is a transcript of the gene EMP24, whose product is annotated as emp24/gp25L/p24 family protein. The transcript is spliced from 2 exons. Gene Ontology annotation, biological process: intracellular protein transport; protein retention in ER lumen; endoplasmic reticulum to Golgi vesicle-mediated transport. Gene Ontology annotation, cellular component: COPII-coated ER to Golgi transport vesicle; endoplasmic reticulum; endoplasmic reticulum-Golgi intermediate compartment. Lineage: Eukaryota; Fungi; Ascomycota; Eurotiomycetes; Eurotiales; Aspergillaceae. The record is from RefSeq and is a predicted model, not a curated record. The coding region runs from base 108 to 833 and encodes 241 amino acids.